AUGGGAUUGCGCUACACGUCGUACAUCGACCAUCCCAAGACGAGACACACGAAAUUUGUGACUUAUGGGUGCUGCAAUUGUAGGACCCAUCUGAGCUCAUCUGCACAAGUGAUGUCCAAGGACUACCGUGGCACUACCGGAGACGCGUACCUUAUGAACCGGGUAGUGAACGUGGUGGAGGGCAGUCGUGAAACUCGAUGCAUGCUUACCGGUUGUUACGUCGUCUGCGACAUAAAAUGCCAUAUGUGCAAGAGUCUGGUGGGUUGGAAAUAUGUCGAAAGCGAACGGAAAGACCAACGAUAUAAGGAGGGGAAGUUCAUAUUAGAGCUGCAGACGAUAUGCAAAGUGUCGUGA
Messenger RNA from Lachancea lanzarotensis, 354 nucleotides. RefSeq names its product LALA0S09e04038g1_1 (gene MOH1). Gene Ontology annotation, cellular component: ubiquitin ligase complex. The transcript has a single exon. The record is from RefSeq and is a predicted model, not a curated record. Lineage: Eukaryota; Fungi; Ascomycota; Saccharomycetes; Saccharomycetales; Saccharomycetaceae. The coding region runs from base 1 to 354 and encodes 117 amino acids.